Paraphaeosphaeria sporulosa is the source of this 432-nucleotide messenger RNA. RefSeq lists its product as uncharacterized. Bases 1 to 432 code for a protein of 143 amino acids. The record is from RefSeq and is a predicted model, not a curated record. The transcript is spliced from 2 exons. NCBI's taxonomy places the organism in Eukaryota, Fungi, Ascomycota, Dothideomycetes, Pleosporales, Didymosphaeriaceae. Gene Ontology annotation, molecular function: oxidoreductase activity.
AUGGUUCAAGCCCUUAUAUGUCUUUUCAGCAAACGAGACGACAUUUCGUUCCGAGAAUUCAGAGAUGCCAUGGAGAAUCGAUUUGUGCCGCUAUUAGAAAAGCUCACUGGUCCUCUGUUCCCUCUCACAUACACACGGCGGUACAUCGCACAAGACGGCAAUGAUAGAGAAAGACAUAGGUCUGGCCCACUUGGACUUCCUUCGUUAGUAGUUGGAGAAGCGGACUCAAUAACCUGGGAUGCCCUAGUGGAAUCGACUUUCGAGGACGACCUGCACCUACAGCAGUUCAUGGCAUUCAUAAAUGAAUCCGAGGCGGCAGAGGAACUGAUGGAGUGCGAAACCAGCUUCUCGGACAGCAGUAAGCUUCGCAUCAUCGUGAUGGAGAACAACGUAUCUGUCAACAAAACACGGGGACUCAAAACUUGGGCAUAA